UUCUCCCUGCGCCUUCUGGGUUUCUUCACCUAAGGGUGCUUUGCUUUCUCUUUGAGGAAGACAAAGUCGCAGCCACAGCAGGGUUUUGGCUGACCCCCUCCUGCUCCUGAUUCCCUGCUGCUCUCGGCGCCAAGGAACAGGUCCUUCUGGAAGCCACACUGCGGCCAUGGCUUUUAAAGACACCGGGAAGACACCCUUGGAACCAGAGGUGGCGAUUCGCCGAGUUAGAAUGACUCUAACCAGCCAUAGCAUAAAAUCUUUAGAGAAGGUAUUUGCUGACUUGAUCACAGGCGCAAAGGAAAAGACUCUCAAUGUGAAAGGACCAGUUUGGAUGCCUACCAAGACUCUGAGAAUCACUACAAGAAAAACUCCUUGUUGGGGUGCCUGGAAAAGAAAAACUUGUGGUGAAGGUUCUGAGACUCGGGAUCAUUUUCAGAUGAGCAUCCACAAGCGACUCAUUGAUUUGCACAGUCCUUCUGAGAUUGUUAAGCGGAUUACUUCCAUCAGUAUUGAGCCAGGAGUUGAGGCUGAAGUCACCAGUGCAGAUACUUAA
Panthera uncia (snow leopard) is the source of this 553-nucleotide messenger RNA. Its product is annotated as 40S ribosomal protein S20-like. The record is from RefSeq and is a predicted model, not a curated record. Lineage: Eukaryota; Metazoa; Chordata; Mammalia; Carnivora; Felidae. Gene Ontology annotation, molecular function: structural constituent of ribosome. The transcript is spliced from 2 exons. Gene Ontology annotation, biological process: translation. Gene Ontology annotation, cellular component: ribosome; cytosolic small ribosomal subunit. The coding region runs from base 167 to 553 and encodes 128 amino acids.